ACGUGCUACGGCAUGACGUGCUCACCCCUAGCGACCCCGGAAGUGGGUCGGGGGCUUGGCCUCUCCCCGGCUUCUGAGCCGGAGCGGGAGGUGCUAACCGGAGGGGUCCUGCCGAUCGUGCCGGUCGGUCAUCGGGCCCCCGGGCGAGGCCCGGAUCAGAGGUCCAGGAUGCUAAACGUCCCUUCUCAGUCUUUCCCGGCCCCCAGUUCUCAGCAGCGCGUCGUCUCCGGGGGGCGUAGCAAGGUACCUUUAAAACAAGGCAGAAGUCUUAUGGAUUGGAUUCGACUGACCAAAAGUGGAAAAGACCUAACAGGAUUAAAAGGCAGGCUAAUUGAAGUAACUGAAGAAGAACUUAAGAAACACAAUAAAAAAGAUGACUGUUGGAUAUGUAUAAGAGGAUAUGUUUAUAAUGUCAGCCCAUAUAUGGAAUAUCAUCCUGGUGGAGAAGAUGAACUAAUGAGAGCAGCAGGAUCAGAUGGUACUGACCUUUUUGAUCAGGUUCACCGUUGGGUCAAUUACGAAUCCAUGCUGAAAGAAUGCCUGAUUGGCAGAAUGGCAGUUAAACUUGCAGUUCCAAAAGACUAUCGUGAGGAAAAGAGAGUCUUAAAUGGUAUGCUUGCCAAGACCCAGGUGUCAGGUACACUUGCCAAGGAAGGUCCUAAUUCUCCAAGCUAUGACUGGUUCCAAACAGACUGUUUCAUCACCAUUGUCAUAUAUACUAAACAGAAGGAUAUCAGUUUAGAUUCAAUAAUAGUUGAUCAUCAAGGUGACUCCUUUAGAGCAGAAACAAUUAUCAAGGAUUAUUCAUAUUUUAUACAUAUUGAGCUAAGCCACGAGGUUGAGGAAGAUUUUUCUGUGAGAGUUGUUGAGAAUGUGGGAAAAAUAGAGAUUGUCCUUAAAAAAAAGGAAAAUACUUCUUGGAAAUGUCUUGGACAUCCCCUGGAGAAGCAUAAUUUACUUAUUCUAAAGAAAGACACAGGUUUGUACUAUAGAAAGUGCCAGUUAGUUUCCAAGGAAGCUGUCACUCACGAUACAAAGCUUUUCUGUUUGAUGCUGCCAGCAGGCACUCAUCUGCAGGUGCCAGUCGGGCACCAUGUUUACCUCAAGGUAACUAUCACAGGAGAUUUUGUUUUUGUAAGCGGUCCUGAGGGCAAUUUUAAAAAAUCCAGACUCCAGGAAAUAGAAGAUCUCUUUUUAGUGGCAGCUGGAACAGGCUUCACACCAAUGGUUAAAAUACUGAAUUAUGCUUUGAGUAACAUACCCAGUCUCAGGACGUUGAAGUUGAUGUUCUUCAAUAAAACAGAGGAUGAUAUAAUUUGGAGAGGCCAAUUGGAAAAAUUAGCAUUUAAGGAUAAAAGGUUUGAUGUGGAGUAUGUUCUCUCAGCACCAACAUCUGAAUGGAAUGGCAAGCAGGGACAGAUUUCAUCAGCUCUUCUUUCUGAAUUUCUGAAACGAAGUUUUGAAAAAUCCAAAGUCUUCCUCUGCAUUUGUGGACCAACUCCAUUUAUAGAACAAGGAAUGACGUUGCUGCAUGAUCUUUACUUUUCCAAAGAUGAGAUACACAGCUUUACAGCAUAAGGAAGAACUGUUGUUUCCUUUUUCAGUUAAUUUAUGUAUAUUUGUGAUUGCUUAGAAAUUUUUAAGAGAAAAUUUUUGUACGUAUUACAAGGUUAACUACAAUCCAGUCUUCAGUUUUUUAAAUGAAAUUCUGUCAGUACAGAUAACUUGUUGGCUUUAUUUUGUACCAUAACUACUAAUAUUUGACUGGGAAAAACAGUCAUAAGAAGUAACAAAUACAUACAAGAUUCCUUGUUAUGAGUUGCAAAUUUCCUUAUUGAAAUUGUAUCACUGUUUUAAAAUAAGCAGCUGUGUUUUAUGACAUGAUAAAGUGAUCACUUUGAUCAUAUUUCUAUGCUAUAAAUUAUUAGCAAUACAGAUUAAAUUUUACAUUGUACUUUUAACUCAGGAAAUUAUCAUUUAUGUCCUUAUUAUUAAAACAUGGAAUGCUGUAACUUAUUGAAUUAUCCACAUAAUUUUGUGUAUAUAUUUGGCAUUGAAUCAGAGUAGAAUAAAAUUAUACUUAAGUACUUUUUAAUCCUUGUGGUAAAAAUGUGGUUGAAUGCAACAAUAUUGGGCCGAUGUCUUAAAAAGAGAAUUUUAAAAGGUACCAGUAAAAGAUACUGGAGACAUUUCAUACAUGCUAUUUUGUUGUGUUUUUAAUUUUGUGGUACCAGGGUUCAAACUUGGGCCCUUGUGCUUGCAAGGCAUGCUGUGGAACCACUGAGCCAAAUCCCCAGCUCAUACAUGCUGUUUUGGACUAGGUCUGUUAGAGAGCUUAAAAGAAACUUUACAGCUAUUUUGAUUCUUAGUCAAAAUCAAAGGCAUCAAGAAAGAGAACAAACAUGUAGAUUUAGUCCACAGCCUAACAUAAUCAUUUGGUACUUUGGAAUGAAUCAAAUUUUAAUUCUUUUGAGCCCACCCAAAUCACCUGGGAAAGGAGAAAUAUUCAGCCUUAAAUUUAGAUUCUUUCCCUGGCUGGCUGCUCUUCCCACAGCUGGCUGUUCAUCAGAGAGCCCAUCUAGACUCUGAUGUGUUGGCUUCCUAUCUUCCCUUUCUGCUGUGACAACCUUCAGAUCCUUUCACAGACUGGGAUUCAGCAAAAGGUGUAGGUAAAGUCAUGGUGAGCUCUCCGUGAAGAAACUGUUGAAUGCACAAGUGGCUACUGCAUAAACUAACUUGGAUUUUUCAUUUAAUGCAUUAGCAGUGUUUUCGAAAACUAGAGGAUGGUAGGAAUCUCCAGUUUCCAUGUAAUUGCUUUUGUAAAUUGCUAAAGCUUCACUAAAUAAUGAUGUACCAAGAGGAGCACAGUAUUAACAUUCCCCAAAUUACAAACACCCAUUUUAUGAAGUUCCCUGUGUGCAAAUGGCUAGAGGAAAACAGUCACUGUUUCCUGUGCUUCCUUCUUCUUUAGCCAUUUCUACCCUUAAUGUCAUUUGCCUGACAACAAUUUAGCUGUCCAAGUCUGGCAUCACUUUCUGGUGGCUAACAGGCUAGCUUCAAGCCCCUCUACCUUUUUUUUUUUCUUCUCUCCUUUUUUAGUUACCUCAGACCUUUUCUAGUUGC
Messenger RNA from Fukomys damarensis (Damara mole-rat), 3123 nucleotides. RefSeq names its product cytochrome b5 reductase 4. Gene Ontology annotation, biological process: superoxide metabolic process; generation of precursor metabolites and energy. Bases 13 to 1578 code for a protein of 521 amino acids. Gene Ontology annotation, cellular component: endoplasmic reticulum. Lineage: Eukaryota; Metazoa; Chordata; Mammalia; Rodentia; Bathyergidae. Gene Ontology annotation, molecular function: heme binding; oxidoreductase activity. The transcript has 15 exons. The record is from RefSeq and is a predicted model, not a curated record.